UCUUCUCUAGAAAGGCCUCCAUUUUUCUGCAUCGCUUUGUUUGGAAUUGGUUCCUUUCUUGUAGACCAUUGGCAUCAAAGAAACCAGAAAGUACUCGAAGUUGAGCAUAAACCAGAGCUGAGUCCUGUCAAAAUAGAAAAAGAUGCAAUCAAGAUUAGCAGCUACUGCAACAAGAUCUUUCUGGGUUUUCUCGGCGGCAAACAAUCAAGCUUUUCAAAGAAAAUUUCUUGCUGCUGCUGCUGCCUCGAGGGGUCGAACUGCUGACCCUGAUGUUCACACAGGAGAACCUCAAGGCACAGGUAAGGGGACAGAGGCUGAGCCGGCCAGGCACAAACUAGCAUCUGAACAAAGACCCCGUGGUGACGUUAUAGAAACUGAGCCACUGGUGACACCUAAACCACCACAUAUCUCUGCUCCUAGGCUUGAAAGUGCUGGGCUACACCAAUCCUUUAACCCUCAAUUUCAACAAAAGCGCCGAAACAGUACUAAUCUAGACGUGAUUUGCGUUGGUAUAGAUGGCACGCCGUUGGAAAAAGACAAUGAAAAUGAACAGAGAAAUGUAAGGGAGAAAACAGUUGAUGACAAAGAAUAUUUUAGUGAUCACAAGGCAUCACCGUUAUCGGAAAUUAAGAUAGCGGAUACAAGAAAACCGAUAACUCAAGCCACUGAUGGAACCGCGGAUGGAAGAGAAGAUUACGGGGCUGCAAAAGAUGUGAUUGGGUGGAGGCCAGAGCAGCUUGACACUGCUGAGGAAGCCCUCAGGAGAGCUACUGAAAUAUGGAAACAAAAUGCCAUGCGUGGUGAUCCCGACACGUUUCCACACUCAAGAAUUUUGAGAGAGCUUCGCGGUGAAUGGUUUUGAUCGGGUCAAAUUUGAGUGUUCAUAUUAUGAUGUGAUAACUAAUUUUCAGACAGGUUUUGUUAUGAUGUAUUUGCUGGUCAUGAAUAAACAUAUAAAAUUUGCUAAGUAGAAGCCAGGUUAUUUGGUUUGA
Messenger RNA from Mangifera indica (mango), 992 nucleotides. RefSeq lists its product as uncharacterized. Lineage: Eukaryota; Viridiplantae; Streptophyta; Magnoliopsida; Sapindales; Anacardiaceae. The transcript has 2 exons. Bases 143 to 862 code for a protein of 239 amino acids. The record is from RefSeq and is a predicted model, not a curated record.